AUGCCCCCAUGGCGGGUCUCUGCGGACCGCUCUUUCGGACCCGCCGCAGCGCCGUCGCCGCCCGUUCGCUGCCCUGGGCUUUUGCGUGAUGCAUCUCCUCCACCACCCUCUCUCCCAGACAGUGAGGUGGAGGAGCCUGAAGAGCCACAGCAUAAGCUCCAUGCUGCAGUGUGGCUUGGAGACACCCAAGCAGUGCAAGCAGUCUUGGAGCGUCGUGCUGAUGUGAAUGCCGAAGAUGUGCAUGGGGUUACUCCCUUGAUGCUCGCUGUUGAGCUCAUGGAGCGUUCGGAGGAGUAUGAGCAAAUGGUCGAGUGCCUGCUGAGCCAUGGUGCACAACCACGACAGCGUUCUGGUGCUGGAUGGUCCCCUUUGGAUGAGGCUGUGAGCCGAACUGAUGUGAAGCUCGUACGAACUCUUUUUGACGCCGUGCAGAAGGAUUUGCGCCGUCGAUGGGAUGUACGCUUGGCCUCCAUUGCCAAAUCGUUGUGCUUACUUCCGGACUUUGAGUGUCAGAUACGCUGGGAGUUUGAAUCACCGGUGAUUCCGCUGCUGAGCAAGAUUGCACCCUCAGACGUGAUACUUGUUCGAAAGAGAGGAAGCUGCCUCCGCCUCGACUCGACUCUCGCUUCGUGGAAACGUUUCAGGUUUAGCAAACGGCGGAACCUGACUACAUUGUUCAUCGGAGAGAGAUUGAGUGAGGGGCUAGAUGGGAUGAGCUCAGGCACACCCCGUGCGUUGUUCAUGAUAAACCAUGACAAGGAGGCGAUAGUGGAUAUGACCCAAAGCCUUGACAGUGAAGAAGUGGCAGCUGUUGUUGAAGAUUUGGUGAAAGCUGAUGCCGUGCAAUGGGACAUGAAGAUUGCCAGCUUGGAUGUGUCAGAGUCCACUACAUGGCUGGGAUCCUUGCUUGGGCCUUGUGAGCUAAAUGGUUGGACCUGCAUGCGCUAUGGGGUCAAGGGGGAGCUUGGGAUGACCCUUCGCAAAAAGGGCUGGCGCAUCCAGGACGUAACAUUCCAGGAAUAUUUCGGGCAACCUUUGCCUGCGGAUGCUUGCUUACCCGAGCUGCGGCGGAAAUUUGCGGCUGCGAAAGAGGAGCUUGCGCCGGAGGCGCUCAAGCUGUCCCGUGCAGAAACUGACCAUGGCUUUGGCUUUGCAGAUGACGACUCCGAGGCUGGAUCGGUUCACUCGGAAGUAUUGGACCAAUGGCCCCAGGAGAACGCUCCCCUGCCGGUGACGGUCAAAGUAAACGCACCGGUUCUGACGCCUCAGCCGCCACAGCCCAGCCGCCCGCUGGAAGCACGAGAUCGGUGUGGGAGCUCUACACAUCGAGUUUCUGGCAGCGUUUGGCUGGCGACGGACUUUCCCAUUGACAUGGAGCAGUUUGUGCCAGUCUUGGACACCUUGGCCGUGGAGCACAGUCCCAUGAAGCGCCUCAAGGAGAUCCUUAAGAGUGAGAGCCUCCGUGCUGCAGCGCAGCGCGCCCGGAGCUCGGUGGAGACCUGGAGCCGUGGACCGUCCCGAGAGUCGGAGCCCGAGAAUCGCGGCCCUCGCGGGCUCCGGACCGUGUUCCCGGUGCGUGCGUCGGUGCCGGUGAACUUGGCCAUCCGUGCCACGAUGCAUGUGGAGGCCUUCACCCUGAAUGAAGGCCUUCCGAUGAAUGCCUUCCAGUUGCCUGCAGGGUACAAAGAAGUCCCUCGGAGUCAAGUACAGAAAACGGCGAGCCGUGCCAAGAAGCGCAUGCUCAUCGCAAAUUUGGCCUUGUGA
This is a messenger RNA of Durusdinium trenchii, 1764 nucleotides long. Lineage: Eukaryota; Dinophyceae; Suessiales; Symbiodiniaceae. The record is from the annotation of a GenBank genome assembly.